This is a messenger RNA of Arvicanthis niloticus (Nile rat), 2121 nucleotides long. It is a transcript of the gene Commd5, whose product is annotated as COMM domain containing 5. Gene Ontology annotation, cellular component: nucleus. The record is from RefSeq and is a predicted model, not a curated record. Lineage: Eukaryota; Metazoa; Chordata; Mammalia; Rodentia; Muridae.
CCAACUUCCUGCUGCUGCCAGCCACAGCCAGCUACUGCGGAUAGGUUCCUCCAGGUGCAGAGGGCGUGAAAGGCUUGGCAGCUGUCGUUAGGACCUUCUCUUUGGACCGGUCAAGAAAGGGGAAGAAAGGAUGUCUGCUUUGGGGGCUGCAGCUCCGUACUUGCACCAUCCAGCUGACAGUUACAGUGGCCGGGUCAGUUUCCUGGGUUCCCAGCCCUCUCCAGAAGUGACGGCAGUGGCUCAGCUCUUGAAGGAUUUAGACAGGAGCACCUUUAGAAAGUUGUUGAAACUCGUGGUCGGGGCCCUGCAUGGGAAAGACUGCAGAGAAGCUGUGCAGCACCUUGGUGCCAGCGCCAACCUGUCGGAGGAGCGUCUGGCCGUCCUGCUGGCGGGCACACACACCCUGCUCCAGCAGGCUCUCCGGCUGCCCCCUGCCAGUCUGAAGCCAGAUGCCUUCCAGGACGAGCUCCAGGAACUUGGCAUCCCCCAAGAUCUGAUUGGAGAUUUGGCCAGUUUGGCAUUUGGGAGUCAACGCCCUCUUCUCGACUCUGUAGCCCAACAGCAGGCAUCCUUGCUGCCUCACGUGUCUUAUUUCCGGUGGCGGGUGGAUGUGGCCAUCUCAACCAGUGCUCAGUCUCGCUCCCUGCAACCGAGUGUUCUCAUGCAGCUGAAGCUCACAGACGGAUCUGCAUACCGCUUCGAAGUACCCAUAGCCAAAUUCCAGGAGCUGCGGUACAGUGUAGCUUUGGUCCUUAAGGAGAUGGCAGAGCUGGAAAAGAAGUGUGAACGAAAACUGCAGGACUGAACCCUGGUACUGUGGGUGCACAGCCCCACUGGUGAUGGGGCCAACUCAACUAGGGCCUGCAUGUAAGAACGUAUUUAAGUGAAAAGACAGCUAGGACUUUCGGGUUUUGUUUUAUGAGUAAACAGCUGGGCAGGGUGGAACAUUUUAUAAUCUCAGCACUUGGAAGGCUGAGGCUGGAGAAUGGGAAAAAAAAAGCCAGCCUGGGUUUUACAUAGUGAGGCUCAGUUUCGAAUUAAAGAGGUAAAGCAACUAUUAAAAACAUGUCAUUCUACUAGGGGAUUUAACCUACUUGCCCCAUCCCCAACUGUUGGCUUGAGGCCAUGUGAAGAUCUAAGUCCAGACAAAGACCUCUUGCAACAUACAACAAGAUUUCUCAGCAUGACCCGAACCCUGCUCAUUUGCUUUCAUAAGUCCUGUGCCUUGCUGUGGACAUGUUUAUUCUUUUGCCCUAAAUUCCUGCUUUCAAGAAGCUGACAUCCUAGUGGGAAGAUAAGAGGGGAGACAUUACAAAUACUGAAUAUCCGUUAAGUAAUGUUUAAUAUAUAUAACAUUAAGUACAUAUUUUAAAUAUUAAAACAUGAGAACAGGGCUGGAGGAUUGAUUCAGCUGUUAAGAGCACUUGCCUUUGCAGAGGACUUGGGUUCAAUUCCCAGCAUCCACAUGGUGGCUCACAAACUUCUGUAACUCCAGUUGUGGUGGACCAGGGCAUCCAACACCAGGACAUCCAACACAGGCACAGAUGUGGUACUCACACAUAUAUGCAAGCAAACCAGUCAGACGCAUAAAAUAAUAAGUCUAAGACAAACAAUAAAACCAUGAGUACAACUUGUGACAAUUGAAUAGAGCCAGGUCAGACGAGGAUAAGUGUUUGGAAAGGGGACCAUUGUGAGAAGGUUGGUUGAUAACAAGGUGAUCUUCUUUGAACUUAGGUGUCUCUGCAAACGGGUGGCAUUGAGGGAUCAACUGGAGCUUGACUGCUAGGACAGUAAAGCUAUACAGUGUCAGUGUAGUAACAGUGGAAGGCAUCCACUGUAUUAGUCCAGUACUUACCUUCCUCUCCAUGGGCAGACUGGAACCGCUGGGUAUACAUAUCAAGAGUGUCUUUGGGAGCUAGAGGGUUGAGUCUGUGGUUAAGUGCCCUUGUUGCUUUUUCAGAAGACCUGGGUUUGAUUCCCAGCACCCACAUGGUGGUUCACAGCUGUUAGUAACUCCAUUUUCAGGGGAUCCAAUCUCUUCUUUUGUCAUUCCUGGGCACCAGGCACACGCUUGGUGCAGUCAUACAGGCAGAAUGUCCAUACUCAUAAAAUAAAUCUUUA